Messenger RNA from Patiria miniata (bat star), 18126 nucleotides. RefSeq lists its product as uncharacterized. The transcript is spliced from 75 exons. The record is from RefSeq and is a predicted model, not a curated record. Lineage: Eukaryota; Metazoa; Echinodermata; Asteroidea; Valvatida; Asterinidae. Gene Ontology annotation, molecular function: carbohydrate binding; calcium ion binding. Bases 188 to 16336 code for a protein of 5382 amino acids.
CGUGCCCCUGUUUUGAGACGCCUUCGAGCGCUCACGGUACUCAAGCCGCCCCAGAACUCGAACAACUCCAGCAAAUAAAGCGGACAUGUUUAUGGUGCUUUGGAAUUACAUUUCUCAACGACUGAGCCGUGAGUUAAAGAGGACUUUUGGUGGCCUUGUCAUCCGAAGAAGCCUUAGCUAGCCCAGCAUGGCUGUCUGGGCGUCACUUGGGCACAAGUGGCCAACGUGUUGGCUCCUGAUUGGGCUUCUGGUUGUCUUAUUCCGACCCUCGUCGUGUCAAAAUGGAACCGUGGUGCAGUGCGAGAAAACCCAGGUAUCGCUCGCUUGUGACACGCAUAUCAAUGUGUUAUCCGCUUUAUACGGACGGAUUGGAAUGGGGGUGGAUGAUGAUAUUUGCCCGGCUGGGACCCUGACUCCCUGCGGUGAUGCAGAUGUCUCACUCAGCUCUGUCCAGAGCUUAUGCCAAGGAAUGUCAACGUGCACAUUCACCGCAAGUAACGCUAACUUCGGUGGUGAUCCGUGCAGUGGAACUGGAAAGUACCUCCGUGUUAACUAUACAUGCGAAUUUACAGGAAUCACGGAGCAGUGCGAAAAUAGCCAGGUAUCACUCGGUUGUGACGAGGUUAAUACUAUCGAUGUGUUAUCUGCACUAUACGGACGGAUUGGAAUGGGGGUGGAUGAUGAUAUUUGCCCGGCUGGGUCCCUGAUUCCCUGCGGUGAUGCAGAUGUCUCACUCAGCUCUGUCCAGAGCUUAUGCCAAGGAAUGUCAAAUUGCACAUUCACUGCAAGUAACGCUAACUUCGGUGGUGAUCCGUGCGGUGGAACUGGAAAGUACCUCCGUGUUAACUAUACAUGCACAGACCAGGAUCCUCCGUCCAUCGUGUGUCCAUCCAAUGCCACAGUCUACGUAGAGCGCGACGAGUUGUUUGCGUACCGGCCAUUCCCUACCAACUACAAUGCUUCGGACAACUCUGGAAGUUACGAUGUUAUGAUCUACGAUACAGGGGCUAUUCAAGGCCCCUACACCCCCGGAUCAUUGUACAACUUCUCUCUCAGUGCGAGCCCUUAUACGUGGUUCUAUGUGGCUUCUGACGCAGCUGGGAACGAGGAUAACUGCACUGUACAGAUCUACGUUGUACCAGCUCCCACUGUCACGAUUUGGUGUCCACAACCGGCAACAGGCAACACAGAUAAUGGGCAGAGUUUCUCAUCUACAAUCGUCCUGGAACCGUCUGAACCUGUUGCCACGCACGAUUUAGAAGAUGGCUCUUCAGUGGUCACUGUGGUUACCAACAUAUCGUGUACCAUCAACGACGGUAGUAAUAUAACUCUAUCAGGAUCACCUCAGUAUGAGUAUGGCGUCAACAACAUCACAUGCACGGCAUAUGAGAAUUCAACGCAAACGCAGGACUCUUGCACAUUCCAAGUAACUGUGACGGAUCCUGAGCCUCCUAGCUUACAGAACUGUCCUGCAAAUCUACAGUUCGACACGGACCUUGGUAAUAAUACUGCAACUGUCAACUGGACACUACCUACAAUCACUGAUAAUGUUGACUACGGGACAAGCCUGUCAGCAUCCCAUCAGUCUCCAGCUGCAUUUGGUGUGGGAGUGACGACAGUUAACAUCCGUGGAUUCGAUGCAGCGGGCAACGAAGCUGCUACUGAAUGUGAAUUUAAUGUUACUGUAACAGAUAAUGAAGAUCCAAUUCUCAUGUGUCCAUCCGACCAAGUUGUGAAUGCAACCAGAGCAGCUGAGUUGUUUCUGAAUGUUUCUGCCUUUGAUUUUGUCGACGGGAACAUCACCCCUGUGUGCAUAGAUGUAUUGACAGGCAUGACAAUUGCUAUCCCGAUCAGUCAAGAGUUUCCACCAGGUACAAAUCCAGUAAAUUGUACGGCCAUUGAUGCACAAGGCAACAUGGAUGAGUGCGCAUUUAACGUGACGGUAAUUGAUGAUGCACCCCCAAAUAUCACGUGUCAGGAUGUAAGCGUUGAUGCGAUGCCUGGGAUGAAAAAUGCUACAGUGAAUUAUGUGAUUACUGUGGAGGAUGAAGACGAUGUCACGGUGGUUUGUGACACUAUGAAUGGUACUGUUUUCGAUUUCGGUGAAGCCAUCGUCAGUUGCAAUGCUACUGAUGCAACAGGCAACACUGCAAUGUGCAGCUUCACUGUGUCCGUUAAUGACGUUGAGCCCCCAGUGAUUGCUAACUGCCCUAUGAACAUUAUGGAUGCAACGGCAGAGAUGUAUUACAAUGUUUCCUGGGCUCCUCCAAACGCCACUGAUAACUGCGAUUCCCCUAGCGAGAUCAACGUGACGUCGACUCAUUACCCAGGAGAUUCCUUCCUUGCAGGGAGUGAUACAGAAGUGACGUAUACGUUCACAGACACUUCCAACAAUAGUGCUGUUUGUAACUUCACUGUAUCUGUUACAGAUGUUGGUAUUCCUGAAUUCAUCACUUGUCCAGAAACCGUGGAGUUCGUACUUGAUCCAGGACGUGACAUGGCACUUGUGAAUUAUGCCACGCCAAUCGUCCAGGAUAAUUCCUUAGAAAUGAUUGUACCACAGGCCAACCCUAAUCUAAUGCUUCCAGUUCUUCUACCGUAUGGUCAAAUGAGUGUCAAGUAUACUGCCGUAGAUGCAGCUGGUGGUAACGCUGAUCCGUGUGUGAUCCUAAUCAUCGUGAAGGACGAAGAGGAUCCAGUGAUUACCGACUGUCCAGAGUCCGUGUACAACCUGACCACCGAACCAGGUCUGAAUACAGCAGCCUACAACUGGACCGAACCAAUGGCAACGGAUAAUGUCGAGCUGGUCUCGUUUAAUUCAACUCGCGAGAAUAACGGUUCCCUGCCCAUAGGAAACAUCACCAUCCGCUACACAGCGAUAGAUCCAGCAGGCAACAUGGCCAUUUGUGAAUUUGAGCUGCGUGUCUUGGACUUGGAGCCUCCUGAGGUAUUGUCAUGUCCAAAUGACACAGCUGUAUCAACUAAUCCAGGCAGUAAUAUGUCCUAUGUGAAGUUUGUGACGGCAAUUGACUUUGACGACAACGACCGAAUUGAGUCUGUGGUCAUGUCGCACAGGUCAGGCUCACUUUUCAUCGUGGGGAACACGACCGUGCUAAACACGGCCACAGACGCCUCCGGAAAUGAGGCCGUUUGCACCUUUCUGGUUACAGUUACAGAUGAAGAGUCGCCCGUCUUUUCAGGCUGUGAGAAUAUCACGAUUGCCACAAAUCCUGGUAUGCCAGGCGAUAACUAUACCACUGUCAAUUGGCCAGGGAUUAACGUCACUGAUAAUGUUGGUGUCGUUAACAUGACCAGCAGCCACAUGGAAGGCAGUGUUUUCCCUGUGGGCGAGACCGGCGUUGACCUUACUGCAGAGGAUGCGGCAGGCAAUGUUGGCCGAUGCUCGUUUCUCGUCACGGUCGUUGAUCUUGAAGCUCCGACUGUGAUGGGUUGUCCGAUGGAGGUUGUCAACACGACGGAUUUCAGGGUGAGCUCUUCCGUCGUUUACUGGCAGGAACCAGUCAUCACCGAUAACGUUGGCGUUACCAACAGCAGCAGCUCUCAUGUGCCGGGCGAUGUGUUUCCAGUAGGCAACACGACCGUUACUUACACGGCCAUAGACGACGCUGGAAAUGUUAACAUGAACUGCUCCUUUGUUGUUACGGUUGAAGAUGAUGAGCCUCCACAGUUGAUGUGUCUUAGUCUCAUUGUCGCUAACACUACCGACAACCAAAAUUCUUCCCUUGUCUUCUGGCCGGAGCCUAUGGUUUCUGACAACGUCGGAGUCAUUGGCAAUGAAAGCUCACAUAGUUCUGGUGAUGUGUUUCCGUUGGGAAAUACUUCCGUAACUUACAACUUCACAGACGAGGCAGGGAAUGAAGCCAGUUGUACCUUUGUUGUUCAAGUUGUGGACAACGAGGCGCCGGUCAUCAUGAAUUGCCCAGCCGAUGCAGUCAACACCACCGCACCAGGUCAGAACUCCAGCGCCGUCCACUGGUCUGAACCAUUGUUGGAUGACAACGUUGGAAUUGUGGUCAGCAAUCAGAGCCACAGUCCAGGCGAUGUGUUUCUGUUUGGCAACACCACCGUAACUUACACCGUCGCAGAUGAGGCAGGAAACACGAAUGAAUGCGUAUUUAUCGUCGAAGUUAUAGAUGACGAAGAUCCGACGGUUACUACUUGUCCAGGUCAUGUGGUCAACGGCACAGAUCCUGCGAUAUCCACGUCCGUUGUCUACUGGCAAGAACCUACCUUUGCGGACAAUGUCGGAAUCGAUGAUGUCAUCAGCACGCACAAUCCAGGCGAUGUGUUUGAUUUGGGAAAUAGCACGGUGACCUACACAGCUACUGACACAUCUGGAAAUACGGCCAUCUGCUCAUUUGUUGUCACUGUAGAAGAUGUUGAAGCUCCAGUGAUCGCCAGCUGUAUGGAUGUUACCAUAGAAACAGACACUGGGCUAGCCACAUCCACUCAGUCAUGGAUGUUCCCUGAAGCUACGGAUAAUGUUAACGUGACGAUGAACAGCUCCUCCCAUCAACCGGGAGAUACUUUGCCCCUAGGUCCAACGGGUGUGACGUACAUCGUGUACGACGCAGCUGGAUUGAACGCAACCUGCGACUUUGACGUAAUCGUGGAAGACAAUGAAAUGCCCAACAUCACAAACUGCCCUGUAGAUGUCACCAUUAACGCCACUGACUCGGCAGCCUUGGCCGUCUACAUGUUCUCUACGCCUACCUGCACUGACAACACUGGGGCUGUCACUGUGACAAACUCUAAGUUUAACAACGACAUGUAUCCCAUUGGUGAUACGUCGGUCACUAUUGCGUGUUUCGACGAAGCAGGAAACAACGACCGUUGCUUAUUCACGAUCACCGUUCAAGAUGUGACGCCACCGCAACUAGGCCGUUGUCCUGACAACCAGGAAGCCUUCGCUGAUCCUGGCAUGAAUGUCACCGUCAACUGGACACAUCCCUUGGCUAUGGACAACAGUGGAUCUGUCAAUUUGACCUCGGAUUACAGCCCUGGAGAUGCUUUCAUGAACGGUACCUACGUCGUCACGUACACGGCAGAGGAUGCUGAUGGCAAUUCAGUCAGCUGUAACUUCACCGUUACUGUGUACUCCAGCGAUUAUGAGUCUCCAAUGGUAGUUACCUGUCCUAACGACACGGUCCUGCCAGCGGAGGUUGAUUCCAAUUCCACCGUCGUCACCUGGCCGGCACCUGUCAUCACCGACAAUGUGGGUGUGACAAGGUUGGACUUAUCACACCCUAAUGGUUCGCUGUUCUACAUCGGACCCAUGAAGGUUCGCUACACGGCAUAUGAUCUAGCUGGUAACAGAGCUAGCUGCAAUUUCACUGUGACUGUUGAAGAUACCCAAGCCCCAGUUCUUGUCAAUUGUUCGGAGGACAUCACAGCAUUUACUGGUGCCAUGUCUACCCAAAAUGGCAUUAAUCUGACCUUGGACACACCGGUGGUCAUUGAGAAUGACAUGUAUACGCUGGACCAGCAGCCUAAUCCGGGACAUCUGUACACAGUUGGAAACACCACAGUGCGAUUCACUGUCCGUGAUCCAAGCCGUUUAAACGACAGCUGCGAGUUUGUCGUCACUGUUGUAGACAACACCCCUCCAAAUUUCCCAUCCUGCCCGAGUAGUGCCGAUGUCCCAACAGACCCCGGUGUUGCAUUCGCUAACGUCACCUGGAUGGAACCAGUUGCUAUGGACAACGUUGGCGUUGUCUACUACACCAACACGUCAUUGCCAGGGACCAUCGUUAACUUGGGGGAGAUGCUGGAGGUUGUGUAUGUGGCACAUGAUGCGGCAGGAUUGAAUGCUACCUGUCGGUUCAACUUCACGGUUAUUGAUGAGGAGGAUCCCGUUAUCAUGAAUUGUUCUGGAGUUGUCGUAGCUAACGCGACAGUCAAUGAAUCCGACGCUCAAGUUUUCUGGACCCCGCCGACCGCUGUGGACAAUUCUGGUGUGGUGACGCUUACUGUGACCAAGAGCCCAGGCACGAUGUUUGAUAUUGGAACCACUGGAGUUACCUACGUCGCGAUUGAUGAUGCCGGCUUAACCGACGUUUGCAUGUUUGACGUCAUUGUUCAAGAUGUGCAAGAUCCAGUAAUAACCAUGUGCCCCAGUGACAUCUAUAGGUUCACCUAUCCCGGCACCAACAUAUCAGUCGUCUGGGCUCCCCCUAUGGCACAGGAUAAUUCAGGAAGUGUGACUUUAACUUCUAAUUACAAUUCUGGAGAUGAGUUUUACAACGGCACAUACACUGUGAUUUACACAGCGAUGGACGAGUCUGGCAACAUGGCAGAGUGUACCUUCGUUGUCCAAAUCAAUUCCACGGAUACCCAGCCGCCAAUGAUCUACUGUCCAGCCGACAUCAGCCUUCCUGCUGACAACGGGAGUGAUUCCACCGCAGUAACGUGGCUGCCACCACCAUACAUGGACAAUAACAGAGUGGUAUCCGUCAAUGUCACUCGGCAAAACGGCAGCUUGUUCUACAUCGGAUCUGAAAUCGUGGUGUAUACGGCUUAUGAUGUUCUCUCCAAUAGUGAUUCCUGCAACUUCACUGUGACCGUUCUAGACGAUCAAGAUCCAGUGAUUGCCAACUGUCCCAGUGAUGUCAGCAGCAUGACUGAUCCAGGUCAGCCAGACGCAACCAUCUCAUGGAUUGCACCGAUGAUCUCAGAUAACUCCAGGUCCUUCAAUGUUGACCUGUCUCAUCCCAACGGAUCAGCGUUUCCUGUCGCAGUCACAGAAGUGACUUACCGCGUCACUGAUAAUUCCUCCAAUUCGGCCAUGUGCUCAUUCAACGUCACAAUCACAGAUGAUGAGGAUCCAAUGUUCGAUUGUCCUUCGGACUUCACUAACGAAACUCUACCUGGACAAAGCACUGGCACAUUCUCCGUGCCAUUCGUGGUCAUGGAUAACGUCAAUGUGACAUUCCAGAACUUCACACACCAACCUGGUGACGCGCUUGGUUUGGGAAUGACGAAUGUUGUGUAUUACGCUCGGGAUGCUGCUGGUAACGAGGCUUUCUGUCGAUUCACCGUUACAAUCGAAGAUAAUGAGAAACCCCAGAUCCUAAACUGUACAUCAGAUGUGUAUGCCAAUGCCAGCCGAGGAUCCAAUAUGGCGUCUGUCAUGUGGCCCCAACCCACGGCAACCGACAAUUCUGGCUUCGUCACGCUGACUGACGACAUUCCUCGGAAUAAUAUGUUUCCAAUCGCUGAUGUCGUCGUGACCUAUGGUGCGAUAGACAGCGCAGGAAAUGUGGAAACCUGUAAGACCACUGUGCACGUCUCUGAUGUUGAAGAUCCCAUGGUCGUAUGUCCAGAGAACGUGGAAGCUUUUGCCGACAACGGUACCACGAUUCGUCUGAACUGGACCAUGCCAACAGCCAGUGAUAACUCAGGAAUCUUCACUGUGACUUCGUCUCAUCCGCAGAAUUCGGAGUUUCCCCUCGGCCCUACAGAUAUCACCAUCACUGUCAUCGAUUCGUUUGGCAAUGGAGUCAACUGCACCUUCAGUGUUAUUGUCUAUCCCACGGACCCGGAGCGUCCUAUCAUCAUAUGCCCUGCCCACGUGACUGGCAUUGCCGACCUAGGAACAAACUCCACUAACGUGACUUGGGACCUUCCUGAGUACCGGGAUAAUGAGGAGGUGAUCGUUGUUGAGGUAGAUUAUCUGAACGGUAGUCUUUUCUCCGUCGGAAACACCCCGGUCACAUACUUCAUUGCCGACCGCGUGGGAAACAACGCAUCUUGCAGUUUUAAUGUGACUGUUUUUGAUAACCAGUGCUCAAGUGAGCCGUGUUGGAAUGGAGGUAGUUGUGUUGCUUCUUCGACGGGAUUUACUUGCAUUUGUGCUGCUCCAUUCAUUGGAUUAUACUGUGAAUCCCAGAGCCAUCCCCAUGACUUGGUCUUUGUGGCAUCUGCGAGUCCUGCAGGCAUUUAUGUCGCGCCCACGGACACCUUCAAUUUCACUCUCAUCCCGGGUUUAGAUGCUAGCCAUGUCAACAUAAGUCAACCCAUCGCCAUUGACUACGACCCAGUAGAGCGCAUGGUGUAUUGGACCGAUGUCACCUUGGAUGUUAUAGCCCGGGCCUUUUUAGACGGGAGUGGAGUAGAAGUUGUCGUUAGGGAUCUACGAUCCCCUGGUGGUUUGGCACUUGACAUUGAGAAUCAUGUGAUGUAUUGGACGGAUGAAGAUAGUGAUCUGAUCGAGAGAGCUACUUUGGAUGGUCGGGAACGAUCAGUGGUCUUCAACUUGACAAACUCUUCCCUCGCAGAUGUGGAACCAAGGGCGAUUGUAGUCGAUCCUACUAACAGUCAUUUGUACUGGACAGACUGGGGUACCAUACCAAAGAUUGAAAGAGCUGGCACAGACGGGUCAGGUAGUCGCGUACUUAUCGAUACUGACAUAAAGAGGCCGAAUGGUGUAGCCCUCGAUUUGGAAGGGGGAAGGCUAUACUGGUGUGAUUCUUAUUUCAAUGUCAUUGAAUCCUCGGAUCUUUUGGGCCAGGAUCGGACUAUUCUUGUCCAAUCCACAACAAGCUUGCAAAAAUUUGAUCUCUUCGUCUACUAUAACUUUAUCUACUGGACCGAACGGAGACGUUCCAGCAUUCAGCGUGUUGAGGCUUCAGGAAGGCUUCUAGGAGGUCAUGGCUCAGACAGUUUUGGUACCCCUUAUGGAAUUCAUAUAUUCAAAGCUGAGGAUGUUCCCCUGUUAGUCAACUGCCCAAGUAACAUAGAGUUGUACCUGUACAAUGGUAGCAGCAACGCCACGGCUUACUGGACUGCGCCAACGGUGACUGAAUACAGUGGUAAUGUUACUCUGGAUCAGCAGUAUGUCUCGGGAGACCAAUUUCCGUUUGGUGUCACAGAAGUUGUAUUGAAUGCUAGCACUGAGGCAGGCAACACGGCAAGUUGCUUGUUUAACAUCACUGUCAUCGAUGAGUCCCCACCUAUCAUACUCAAUUGCCCCGGUGGUCAGAUGGCUGUAUCCGAUGACGUGGCAUCCUUGCCAAACGUGUCAUGGCCACCUGUCAAUGCCACUGACAACAUUGAAGUUGCGUCUGUCAUUCCGUCACAAGCACCCGGUACUUCGUUCCCAGUCGGUACCACGCACGUUUCCUAUACCGCCACAGAUACUUCAGGGAACACCAAUGUGGAUACUUGUGAAUUCUACGUCGUAGUCACUGAUUCUGCAGCUCCAGAGUUUGUGAAUUGUCCCACCGACAUCACCGUCCCUAACGACCCUGGCAUGGGAGGUGCCAGCGUCAAUUGGACGGAACCAACAGCCAUUGACAAUGACAAUGUCACUGUCUUUGAAUCGACCCAUAAACCCAAUGACAACUUCACGCUGGCAAUGACGGAAGUGACGUAUACGAUCUUCGACACUGCUGGGAAUAAUAACACAUGUUCCUUCAUCGUUACAGUGAAUGAUAUGGAAGCCCCUGUCUUCGUUAACUGUCCGAUCAACGUCACCACGGAAACCCCACCUGGAAGCAACAUGGCCGCCGUCACCUGGGAACCAUUGGUUGCUAUUGACAACAGCGGUGCGGCGAUAUCGCCAUCAAGUGCCAGCAGACCUGGCGAUUCCUUCGCUAUCGGUACCCAUCCUGUCAUGUUCGUUGCAGUCGAUCCAGAUAAUAACAUUGGACGCUGCAAUUUUGACAUCAUAGUGGUUGAGGGGGAUGCUCUGAUGAUAGCAUGUCCAGCCGAUGUGUCUCAACCCACUGACCAAGGAGCCAAUAGUACCAUCGUGACGUGGCCUGCGCCGAUGUAUAACAGCAGUAUGAUGGCAAGUCUUACGUCCACUCAUCCUGUCAACAGUUCAUUUGAGGUUGGGCGGACCGUGGUCGUGUACACCAUAACGGGACGGGGCGGAAAGAAUGCCAGCUGUGAUUUCUCUGUGACUGUUACAGAUGAUCAAAGCCCAGUCUUGACUGGAUGUUCACCGCCCGUCUCUGGUAACACCUCCCCCAGCCUGUCCACCGGUACCACCUUCUGGUCUUCCCCAACAGCCAACGACAACGUCGGCGUUACCAACUUGACAUCGAACUAUGCUCCUAAUGAGCCGUUACCGAUUGGCCCUACCAACGUCAUCUACACAGCUGUGGAUGCUGCAGGCAAUUCAGUCAACUGCUCAUUUGUAGUCACUAUCCAGGACAACGAGGACCCAAUGUUCACCUUUUGCCCAAUGAGCAUGGAGUUUAACACCGACGGAAACGGCGCUAUCGUUGUACCAGCCAUCGGCAUGCCAAACGUGACAGAUAAUGCUGGUCCACCAAUGAUGACGAGCGAUUACAACGUGACAACGCUUGCUGUUGGUUCCUCAACACUUGUAACAUUCAGUGCCAUCGAUGACAGCGGCAAUGUUGCAACUUGCGCAUUCAACAUAACAAUCGUUGAUGCAACACCACCAGUGAUUCCGGACUGUCCCGGGGACAUGGUCAUUCCAACAGAUGUAGGAUUACCGACAGCGCUAGCUAACUGGACCCAGCCUACUGCUACAGACAACGAUGUCAUUGUCAGCUUUGAACCUGACAUUGACCUGCAAACACCCUUAAUGCUGGGCACAACUGAAGUCACUUAUGUCGCUACAGAUGCUGAGGGUUUGACUGCGGAGUGCAAGUUUAACGUCACCGUGGAAGACCAGGAAAAGCCAGUGAUAUCCAGUUGCCCGAUCAAUUCACUUGGCACCAAUACUCCGGGAGCUAGUAAUGGCAGCGUGUUUUGGAUUGAACCGACGGCUGAAGACAACGUCGGAGUGAUCAACCUCACUUCUAAUUACAAACCCUAUGACGUGCUUCCGGUCGGCACAACGGAAAUCGUCUAUGAAGCUGUGGACGCCGCUGGCAAUGUUGAAAUGUGCCGCUUCAACGCGAUCAUUUCAGAUAUUGAGGCGCCGGUCUUCACGUUUUGUCCAGCCAAUUUUGAGAUCCCAACCGGGGCAAACGGCUCCCAUGUUAUUCCAACUUGGCCCAUGCCCGUUGCGACGGAUAAUGCUGGCCCAUUGAACGUAACCAAUGAUUACAGCGGUCUGCCGUUAAUGGUUGGCACAGUAACGACGAUCACAUACACUGCUGUAGAUGACUUCAGUUUAAUGGAUACGUGCUCAUUUAAUAUAACAGUCGUAGAUGGAACCCAACCAGAAAUUACUGGUUGCCCUGAUGAUGUGACUGUUCCUAACGCUCGAGGCUUAGCGACGGGCCAAGCCAACUGGACAGCCCCCACAGCCGAUGACAAUGUGGGAGUCGUCAAUUUCACAACUAACUACAACUCUGGAGAAAUGUUUGACAUCGGAACAACUGAGGUCACCUACAUUGCCACAGACGAGCGUGGAUUGGUCGCCGUUUGUCAGUUUAAUGUCACUGUAGAGGAUACCGAAGCACCAGUCCUCAUGAAUUGUCCCAGCAGCCUGGCAGGCUCCACCAGUCCAGGCAAGCCCAACGCCACCGUGUCCUGGCCCAAUCCCACAGCCUCGGAUAACUCCGGGAGUGGCAUGAUCUUGGACUCCACCUAUUCACCUGGUGAUACCUUCCCUAUCGGUCAAACCAUCGUUGUCUACACGGCCACCGAUCCUAGCGGCAACUCUGUCAACUGCUCAUAUCGGGUGAUUGUCAUGGAUUACGAGGUUCCUGUUUUCACUUUCUGCCCGGAGGAUCUAACGCUGAACUUGGAGAAUGUUGGAGAUUUAUCUAUCGUUCCAUCAUGGGACACUCCCGUUGCUACCGACAACGCUGGACCCCCCAACGUAACCACUGACUACAUGGGCGAAGCUUUUGCUGUGAAUACGACCACUACGGUGACCUACACGGCUGUCGAUUCAUCAGGCAAUCCCAACACCUGUAGCUUCACUGUCACCAUUGCUGACGCUGUUGCUCCCAAGAUUGUAAACUGCCCGGCCAGUUUUGUCGUUAACACCACUGAAGGGAUGGACAAUGGUGUGGCUAGCUGGACAGCACCUACGGCCACAGAUGACCAGGAACUGGUCAGUUUUGUGGCCAGUCACACCUCGCCGCUGACCCUUCAAGUUGGAGAGUUAGUGGUCAACUACACGGCUACCGACAACCAGGGCUUGGUCACAGUCUGUGAAUUCACCAUCACAGUGCAAGAUGCUGAAGAUCCAGUUAUCACUGGCUGUCCACUCACUACCAUUGCAACUCUAGCCCCUGGUGCAGCCACCGCUAACCCAUUCUGGAUCCCACCGAUGGCGACCGAUAACGUUGGCGUUGAGUCGUUUGAUUCUAAUGCUAAUCCCAACGAUCCAAUGCCUGCUGGUACAAAUCCAGUGACGUACACAGCCACUGACGCUGCAGGGAACAUAGCAAUAUGUAGCUUCAAUGUCGUCGUUUCCGACAACGAGGUGCCAGUUUUCACUUUCUGUCCGGAAUCUCUGGACUUCCCGACGUCAACCAAUGGUUCUUAUGCCGUGCCGUCAUGGCCGGCGCCGAACGCUACCGAUAACACCGGUGUGACAACUAUUACAUCUGAUUAUGAUGGUCAGCUGUUAGCUCUUGGAAGUACAACGCUGAUCGUUUAUACAGUAGAGGACGGUUCUGCUAAUACCGAUACUUGCAGUUUCAAUGUUACCAUCAUUGAUGGAACUCCUCCGACUAUCUUGAAUUGUCCGGCAAGUUUCACCGUGUCCAGUGAUGUCAGUCAGUCCAGCGGUCAAGCAAACUGGACAGAGCCGUUGGCCGAAGAUAACGUUGAAGUGGUCAGCUUUACGUCAGAUCGGAAUAGCGGAGAUUUCUUCCUGUUGGGUACGACACUCGUGACGUAUGUAGCCACGGAUCCAUCGGGCUAUGCUUCGGAGUGCAGCUUUAAUGUGACUGUUGGAGAUACCAUCAAACCAGUCAUCACCGGUUGUCCUGGCGAUAUCGCAGUGAAUGCUACACAAGCCCGUGUCGUUGACUGGACACCACCGACAGCGAUGGACAACGUCGCUGUCGUUAACGAGUCAGCAACACACCAGCCUAACGAAACCUUUGCACUUGGCAGUCAGACCACCGUCACGUACCGAUUUGAGGAUGAAGCUGGCAAUUUUGAAGAGUGCUCGUUCAUUGUCACUAUUUACAAUGCAACACUUGAUGAGGACCUACUGCCAAUGUUCGUGUCAUGUCCAUCAGACCAAGUCGUCCCCACUGAACCGGGACGUUACAAUGCAUCCGUCACAUGGUCGGUUCCCACGGCAACAGAUCGGGAAAGCAAUCCUACCGUUGUCGGAUCGCUCAACCCUGGUGAUGUCUUCAGCGUCAGCAAUACGUCUGUCACGUACACUGCUACUGAUUCCAAGGGUCAAACGGAUACAUGCGUCUUCUUUGUGACAGUCCAAGAUGAAGAGAGCCCCGUUCUAUCCAACUGCCCCUCAAGAAUGGAUGUUGUCAAGCCUCCGUCAGAUGCAAUGAUCGUUGUUGACUGGACUCCGCCAACAGUUACUGAUAACUCUGGUGUGGUGACCCUGACUCCAAACAAAGAGCCUGGUUCAAUGUUUGGCGCUGGUGAAAGUGUCAUCAUCUACACGGGGAUCGACGAGGCUGGCAACAUGGAGAGCUGUAACUUCACCGUCAAUGUUACAGGUGAUGUAGCGCCAGUCUUUGUGACGUGCCCGUCCAACAUCGUAACCAACACCACAUUCAAUGAAGCCUUUGCUACGGUUGUAUGGGCCGUGCCGGUAGCAGAGGAUGAUGUUAGCACGCCGAUCAUCGUGGAGGUGAACGGUUAUAACCCUGGCAGGCAGUUUUCGAUGGGAACAUGGACUGUGGAGUAUGUGGCAACAGACUCCGCCCAGCAGACAGCAACUUGCCAAUUCAACAUUACUGUCAUAGAUCGUGAAGAUCCGGUCAUUGAAGGCUGUCCAGCAGACAUCAACCGAGUCACUCUCAACAACGCACCAUUAACCAUCACCUGGACUCCACCUGUCGCGACAGACAAUUCUGGGGAGUAUACCCUGAUGGCUAACGACAAUCACAAACCAGGCGAGACUCUAAUGGUCGGAUCUUAUGACGUCAUCUACACUGUCAGGGAUCCUAGCAGCAACACGGACACUUGCGAGUUCACCAUUGUUAUUGAGAAUGAUGCUCCACCAGAGUUUGUCUCAUGUCCCCCGAGCUCCACUGUGCCUACCGAUCCUGGCCAGAACUACGCUACAGUCAGUUUCUCCUUCCCGACGCCGUCCGAUGAUCGUAGCAACCCACAAUUGGUUGGUAGCCAUGCUCCUGGCCACCAGUUUCCAAUCGGUGAUACAACGGUGACUUACACGGCCUACGAUUCACAAGGACAGUCUGCUGAGUGUGUAUUUGUCAUUACUGUCGAAGAUCGUGGAGAUCCAGUCAUCAUGAACUGCCCGGCGGGUCAAACCAUCCACAUCCUGUCAACAACUGACGUCGCAGCUGUUUACUGGACUCCACCGAUGGCCAAUGACACUAGCGCCCUCACACUGAGCUCUAACAAGAACUCUGGAGAUACAUUUGAGUCUGGCUCCACGCAGGUCAGGUAUACGGCCAUUGACUCCGCUGGAAACGCAGACACUUGCACUUUCUCCGUGCUUGUGCUUGAAACAAUCCCAUCGUACGAGACAGACGGUAGUGUGGAACUAGUCAGUAUUGCAUCCACGGCAAAACCAUUCAACGCAGGAUUCAUUCAGUCUAGUCAGGAUGUUCUAAGAGACGAUCUUGACAGACUUUUCCGUCGUAGUUCGGUCAGCAGUGACUUUGUCGGCAUUAGCUUGACGUCUACCUCAGUUGGUGGCGAUGAUCAGGCUAUCAUCGAAUUCCUUAUUUCCUUCACUGGUACUCCUGCUCCGAAUGAUACCGAGAUAUCAGCUGCAUUCUACGCUGCCUUGGUACCGACGUCGAAUGAGUUUGAUGACGGCAAUGAGGUCUCACCAAACACAUUCAUGCUGAGUUUGACUAGUUGUCCAGCAAUCCCUUGUGAUAACGGAGGCUCGUGUGUUCCUGACGGUAACUCCUUUGUCUGUAUGUGUACAGCCUUCUGGACGGGAGACUACUGCGCAGAAGAUGUGAAUGAGUGCGUUGUGAACAACCCGUGUGCCAUGGACAGAGUCUGCAUCAAUAUUGAAGGAAGCUACCUAUGUGGAUGUGCAGCUGGCUUCUUCCUGGUUGGAGAUACUUGCGUCCCAACAUCUCAGUUCAGCGGGUCGUUUGCUAUUACUCGUAUUGGCAGCUCGGAGGCAACGUUUACCUCAGAUCUUCAAGACCCGACAUCAGAGCAGUAUCAGAGGAUUGCUGGUGAUGUCACGACUGUGCUGGACGAUAUCUUCUCAGAUGAGAGUACAUACAUCUCAUCUAGUAUCGUCGGCAUGUCUAGUGGCAGCAUCAUGAUCCGAUAUGUCCUCACUUUCUCUGAAGACACCAGCAUGAAUGAGGACAUGGUUACUAGGCAGAUGAGUAACAGCGUCUCGGCCGACGGAGAGAUUGCAGGCAGCGCCCUCUAUAUAAGACCCUCGUCACUGACUUACGCCAACCAUAUUUGCCCGGAUGGUUUCUGUAAGAAUGGAGGCAGGUGUUCACCGGAUCCCGUCACUUAUGAUAGCACCUGCUCAUGUGAGAGUCCCUACUCAGGUGAUCGAUGUGAGAUCACAGACGUCUGGUCACCAUUGGUCAUUGCCAUGGUAGCAGUUGCCGCGGUGCUGUUGGUCGUCUUGGCUGGUCUGUUCAUCGCGUGUUGCUGCUUCCUGAGUAAACGUCUUGACGAGGAACCCAAGUAUCCGGGAAGUCGUGACGUGGAGCAACGCAAGACUUUUGUGCAGAUGUCGCGUCUUGCUCCUCAGCAUCAGGGAUCGGCUGUGGAUCCACCUCGCAACCCUAGAGGGCGCUCUAUCUCAACCAGCUUUGCUUCACACACUUCUCAGAUUGAUGCUGGAUCAGGAGUCUACAGGCGUAAUGAUGAUGAUAGCUCGGAUAUGGGAACCACCUCGUACCAGAACCAAGCAUUCGACAUCCCAUAUCUCGAGGAUGAAGAGCAGUUGACUAACCACCAAGACUUGGCCAGUCGUCUGCAGCAGAUUGAAAGGGAGAAUGGUUCGAUGGGUUACGAUUCAGUGGAUUUAGCCAACGACACACCGUCGCCUGACUACGAUGAUAGCGAUGUGUUCCCGGUCCACGAUCCGUUCUCUCAUUUGGAUCAUCGUAGGGAACAACUGCAAGUGCAGAGAGUGGGCUAUGCAAAUGAUAUGGUUCCUGAUUACCCACAAUCCUCCACCUUCAUGCGACCUUACAUGGCAACAGGUCAAGAGGCUAUGGAGCAUUAUUACAAUGACCCCUCAGAGCAGCGACGACUCGGCGAUAAUUACUUCUAGUUUAGUAGUUUUUAAAUUUGCAGAGUGUGCACACUUCUAAGCAAUCUCAUGAAGCCAUGAUAACAGGUGAAGCUGUGCUCAUAUGCCAAAUCAAUAUCUCAGGAACUUGCUGACAAAAUAAAAAGGAUUUUUUCUUAAUUCAUUGGAUUAAGAAAAAAUAUAAAAUUUCAUCAGGACAUUAAUUGCUAUUAUUCCUCUUCAAGAAUUUCCCACAUCCUGUUGCUUGAUUUGCUUAUUCAUCAUCUUUCUGUUUGAGAGUUCCUGUCAAAAUCUCUAAACUAGACUUGAUAUUAUGUUGUGCCCUAACUUUUUAACACUUUGAUAACGAGUUAAUGUUUUUAUAUCGUUACAGUUUUAAUUAUUUUUUUAUAUUUUAUGUUUGUAUGCUUUAAACAACCACGAAUUCAUAAUUUUAAAUUGAAGUGAAUUCUAGUUCCUUUUAGUUACUUGUUACACAUGGUGUUGCUACACCUGUACUUUUUGUUGGUGUAUGUUAUUUUUUUACUUGACAGCAACUGUCCUGCAAAUUUACCUCAAGAUUGUCUGUGAAUUCUCAUUGAACCACGAUUCAAUCACUGAUUUACAACUUCUAAAAUUUCUGGAAGGUUACGCCAACCAUCAAACUGAAUAUCAUUAUUUAAAUAGAUUUGAGAUCAAAGUUCAAUCUUUUUUUCUGGUUUUCAACUUAAACUUGAUGGAAGUCAUUAGAACUGAAAUUUUAAAUUUUGAGUAAAACCGUUGAAGAAAGUAAAAAAAAAGAACUUCAUGGACAUGUAUUUGAGGUGAUGUUGCAGCAUGUCGCUGGAGAAAGUUUAAACAUUUGUCAGAUAUUUACAGUACUAACAAUUUAUUGUGGAAUGUGGAGGAAAAAAGAAGAAAUGAUGUUGUUGGAAUUGUCACAUAUAUUGUUCGUUUUGGAUGAAAAUAUUUUAUAUAUUAAGUUCUGGGAUAAUGUAGCUUUUUAACAUUUGUAUGAACGCUAAAUUCUUGGUUGAAUUAGCUGAUUAAUAGGAACUAACAAUUUGUAAAUUUGUAGCAUUUGUUAAUUCAGUAUGAAUAUUUGUAUAUUUUUGUACUGUUUGUUAAAGCGUUUCACUUGUUUCAGAGCUAACCAAAAACAAGUUGAAUAUUUUGAUGUACUUUUUAAAUUAGCAUUUAUUUAUUUUUUUAAAUUAACAUUACUACUUAAGUUAAGUCAACCAUUCCUAUAUUGUAACGGUCUUAUUCACUUCGUAGUCUGCACUGUUUAGCAACCCAGGGCUUCGGAUCAAGUUCAACGUUUAAGCGGAAAAGUGGAAAACCACUAGUAACCGAUCACUUGCGACCUUUUGGUACUAUACAUUGUAGUUUUACCUGGGAAAACCCUUUUCAGGUUAGAUCAGUGUUGAUUAGGUGAUGUGCAUUUGGCUGUCCAAUUCCAUUUCGGGCAUGGUAACUUGGCAUUUGGUUUAUCAUUUGUUGAUAAUUGGGUCUUGCUAGCAAAGUUCCUUGAAAGAGAUUAAAUUCAAAAGAUGUGUUAAAUUUUGAAGGCAAAGCUUGUAUUUAAACGCAACUACGUCAAAAAUGGUACUAAUAUAUUUUUUUUUAAAGAUUUCAGGGAAUUUAGUCAAUGUGGACUCCUACGGAAUUUAGGCACAUUUGUCAGUUAACACUCGCAUCCACAUUGUGGUAUUGCCAGCAAAUAACUACAGUAUUUUUUUAUCAUGAAUUUUAGCAUCUUGAUAUAUUUUUUAAUCCAGAAUUUUGUAAUCACUAGUGCGGGAAUAAACAAGGUAUAAUCUUCAAUCAGA